AUGAUUGGAGCAGCCUUGUCCGGAAUACAGCAAUCUGGAUGGUGGCCCAUUUAUUGUUGGACUCUUAAGAGGAGAAACAACGGACGUUCCAAGAAGGGCCGUGGCCAUGUUAACCAUGUCCGCUGCUCCAACUGCUGCCGUUGUGUCCCCAAGGAUAAAGCUAUCAAGCGUUUCCUUAUCCGCAACAUGGUUGAAGCUGCCGCAGUCAGUGAUAUUGCCAGUGCAUCCGUCUUCCCAGAAUAUGCUCUUCCCAAGCUUUAUAUCAAGACUCUGUACUGCAUCUCCUGCGCCAUUCAUGCCCACAUUGUCCGUGUCCGUUCCCGUGUUGGCCGUCGUGAUCGUACUCCUCCCCAGCGUUUCCACGCCUUCAACAAGGGUGCUCAGAACAAGGCCAAGCCUGCCACUGCCACCAAGGCCUAUUCUGGUUCAUCUGAAAUUAUUUGGGACAUUGAUGGCUUUAUCCUACCAGACUCUUGGGAGCAUGGGGCCGCUGUCAUGGGAACAAGUACUGAGCAUUCCUAUAGAGUCAGAGGGUUGAAAGAUUCAAGUGUGCAUUCUUUUGAAAGUCAACUCAAGCAAGCCAAUAUGCAGAUUCAAAAUCAAGCUUUAGAAAUCCAGCGAGUUCGAGCCAUGAGCACCAAAUCUACUGAUCCAGCAUUCAUUGAGGUACAUCAUUUACAGGAUGAGCUUAUUCAGCUGGAACACAAGAAUGCUGCCGCUAUUCGAGAUAUAGAGCGUGCUGAAGAGGCUCUUGAUUCAGAACGUUCAGUUGUAGCUCAGCUUACAGCAAGCUUGAAGGAAGAACGAACCAAAACAAGCACACUUCAAGAUACCAAUCGCAGACUAGAUGAUGAACUCAAAGAUGCGCGCUCGCGACUAUCUGAUCAAAGAAACCAUAUACAAUCACGGAAUAUAGACAAGGAUAAUUUCAGAAUGCAACUGACAGAAAAAAAUGCUGAACUGAAUCGAUACAUUGCUGAAAUACAGAUGUUGAGUACGGAGCAUUCUCAAAUGGCCACAGAAGUCGAAUCCAUGACUCAAGAACUGGAAGCAGCGGUUUGUGAGAUUGAAACCAAUUUGAAAGAACUACAAGAAUGCAGAGAUUUGAUCAAACACAAGGACGAAAUUAUCGACCAGGUCACAGACGAAAGGGAUGCUCUUCAGAUCAAAAUUGAAGAUAUGGUAGAGCAGCUAGAGGAUCUUGAUCAGCAGCUAUCAUCCAAUAAGGAUGAGUUGGUAAAUGUUGACAACAACUAUCAAACAAUGAUUAUUGAGCUUCAAGCAACCAUUUCAAAAAAAAAUAAAGAACUGCAAUGUGCGCAUGAUGAAGUAUCUGCAUGCCAAAAAGAACUGCAAGACACGACCGUCAAUGAGCUUCGACUUGAAAUUUCUCGAAAAGACACGAUAAUACAGACGCUUGAAAAACAGGUCGAGCAAGUCAAUAGCGAUUUUGAGUUGCUCAGUAUUGACUGGGAUAGAUUAGAUCGUCAAAUCAAACAAGAGGUGCAAUCCAUUACAAAUGAGCAAGCUAUUGUUAAAAAUGUGAGGGAAGAUUUGAACAGUAUCAAAAAGCUGAGAGACAAAUUACUAGUUUACCAAGAUCGUCACAAGGCAAAUGAAGAUGCAGCAAAACAACUCCAAGAGCAAUUGGCUGAUAAAGAAACCGUCAUUGUGAAGCUUUAUAAAAGAAUUGACUUGUACGAACAAGCUCUAGACAAUCCAAAACUUACUAGAUAUUUUACAGGAGCAUAUGGGCUUAAAGAUGCUGUUCAGGAAAUCAAGAAUUUGAAACUGAAACUACGAAUCAAUAUUCGCGAAAAGGAAGACUGCGUUCGGCAGAUCAAUCAUCUUGAGUCUCAGAUGGGCGAUGCGAUCGAAGAAAAUCAAGAAUUACGUGCCCGACUUGGAAUGGACAAAAAUUCUCGAUUUGAUAUAGACGCAUAUCGCAAAUCAAAAACGGUCGAAGCAGAAAAAUCAAAUGCCCUAAACAUCCAUUUGCGCCAAGAAAUUGAUCGUCUGGAGGAGGAGCGUCUUCAGUUAAAAUCUGCACUUAGACUUCAAGCCCUCGAGCGCGGAGAAAGAGCUAUUGCUCUUGGUCUCACGGCUCAAGAUUUAAUGUCGGUAGAAGAAUAUUCGAAUAAACUGCGCCUAGGAACAAAUGGACAGAUGAACACGACCACAAGCACUACUAAAGAAAUUAUCCGCCCAAUUCUCAAUAUCGAUCAACUUGAUAAACUGACUCUUGAAUUGGAGCGCUUACAUGUCGAUGGAAUUGAAACUAAACAGCAGUUAUGGAGCUUGCAGGAGGAGCACAAGCGACAAAUUGAAGAAACACACAUGCUGCAGAGUGCUAUUUUGGAAGUAUCACAAUCGCUAAUUUCCAUGGCUCAUCAAAGCAAACAGGAAAACGAUUUCCCAAUCGUGUCAAAGCUCGUACAAAUUUUACAAAGCAAGAUUAUAAAUUCAAAUUCGGGAGAUGCUAUUAUGCAAAUCGAUAAAAGUAUUUCAAUCCUGAAUACAAAAUUGCACAAACAGCUUGAAGAAGCUGAACAGCACAAGAAAGCUUUGGAAUCAGAGAUGGCAAAACUCAAGGAGCAACUUGUCAUAAGGGAGAACGAAGUAAAGGCGGAAAAAGAAAAGUCUCUUGUGAGAGAUCAUCACUUUUUGCAUUUGCCAACAGAAUUGACUUUAGCAUCUCCUAGUGGAUAUUCUAGUCUAGUAGAUCAGCUUAUUACAUGCAUGGUAGAGCUACGCGAAAAGGAUUUAGAAUUAAAAGAGUGCGCUAUUGAACUAUGGGAGCUGACGGAUAGUAAAUUGCAAAUGUUAUACAAAGACCACAACAAAUCCAAAGCCAUCCAUGAGUCUAAAGUAUCAAAACUCAGCAAAGCAUUAAACGAAGCAAAUAACAGGGAAAGUCUUUUGAGUGCUAAAAUUGAUCGUCUGGAGUCACUUUUAGCAACUACGGAAGCUUCUUCAGACGAAAUCACACGUGCUACAAUUGAUGCUCAUCGAAAGUUGAUUGUUAUGCAAGUCAACGAAGGCAUGCUUGCACGACGAUAUACGGCGCUUUCAGAUGUCGAGGCUUUUUUACAAAAAGAAAAUGCCAGAUUAAAAGAAGAUCUGAUUGACAUGAGCAAAAGUGCUCGUGAAACAAUUUUGCGACUACAAUUUAAAAAGAAUAGUACUGAAGCAGUUUUAGAAAAACUUCAGCAUGAAUUUGCAAAUUCUGUUCCUCAAAAUCAGCAUUUGCUCUUAUAUAACCGAUUACAAACACAUAUAUCAAAAACACGAUUGUUGAUGGAUCGUGAACGAGAAUGGACUGAACACUGCAUGAGUCAUGAGGAUAAUCGAAAUAUUAUUGAAAAACAGCGUAAAGAGAUUUACAAACUCACUGUUCAGCUGGACGAAGCAACUCAAUUGGUAAAUAUGCAUAACGAAUUAGCAAGCAAAAACUCUUGCCAGAACCCGACCACAGACAGCUAUGCAGUAUCUAUGCUAAAAGUCAAACUAGAGGUGCAUGAGCGAAGGUCAGAAUUGGCAGAGACCAGAAUUAAAACACUCGAGACUUUGGAGGCCGAGAUGAUUUUAAGAUUAGACUCUACAGAAAAAAUGUACACUGCAUUACGCGAAGAGAUUAUUCAAGUUCAAGAAGAUUUUUUGAAUUUCAAGAAUGAGCAUAUAAGCUGCCUUACUGAACAGCACUAUCAAGCAACGUUAAAAGAAAAGGCUUGUCUCGAGGAUGAGGUUGGAGCACUCCGUCAAGAAGUUCAAAAAUACAAAGAAAUUGCCGAUAUUGCUACAAAUCAGGUGGCAGAUUUAAACGCUUUGCAUAAAAUGGAUGAAAAAGAAAAGCAGAUUUUACAAGCCGCAGUGCAAGAGCUUCAAAUGAAAGACGACGAUAAACUUGUAAUUGGAAAACUGCAUCAUCAUAUUCUAGCGCUUCAAAUGAGUGAAACUGUGAUUCUUCGAAAAUUGGACUGCAUGACAUCUAAAUGCCUUCGCCUUGAAACACUUUCACUCCAGGCAGAGCAAGCAAAAGAUGAUCGAGACCAGCUUUUGUUUGAUUUACGAAUAAAGACCAAAGGGCGUGUAAGACUGAUGCAGAAAACACUUUCCGAGCUGCGUUUGAAAUUAUCAGGAGUAGUACCACUUGGUAAACACGAGAAAGCAUGCAACAUGAUUCGAAUUUUGGAUGAUCGAAAACGUAAAGCAGAAUUACAAUUAGACGCUGUUUCUCAUGAAAAGCAAGAAAUGGAGCUUGAAAUGAAGACAACAAAGAUCAAGCUUGAAGGUGUACAAGAACUUCUUGAAGCAUUGAAUGACAAGUCUGAUUCUCAAAAGCGAAUGCAAGGAUGGCAAAAAAAGACCAUGUGCAUUCAAACUGAGCUUAUGAAAGCAAAAAAAGACAUAACCCAGUUAAGACUUAAAGCGUCCAUUUCCGAUGAAGAAUGUCAAGCAAGUCACAUUAGGAUUGCUGAACUGGAAAAUGAGGUAUUAACUGCUGAAAGCGAAUAUGCAGAGCAUCAAUUAGAGUGGGAACAACACCAUAGCGAGCUCGAGGAUAUCAUACAGCAGUAUGAAGAGGAACGCGAUAAAAUACUGCACGACUCUACAGCAGCAGAGCUAAGUGAAAUGCUACCAAGCCAUGAUCUUCCAAUAGGGAAUCGACUGGAAGCCUCACUUCGCUUAUUAACAGAACAAGGUCGUAAGUUAAAGGCACUCGAGAUAAAAAUAUCUAGCCUGGAAGCUGAAAAGAAAAACUCUGAGUCGGAGUUAAAGAAUUUUAGUUCAAUUCUCCAUAACAAAGACGUUGAAAUCAAUCGACUUCAAUUGGAAAUAUCACAAUCCAAAACAAGAGAUUUUAAUGUAAAAACUGAGCAGGCACUAGUGACUGAUGCAGAUUUAUUUGAAGCCUCAAACAAACAAGAAGCAGAUGCGAUUGAUAUGGCCAAAAGCUUCACUGAAUCGUUACAGCGUCAAAUUGAUCAAAAAGAGGAGCUUGUUCAUAAAUAUAGAGAGAUGGUCAAAAGCAUUCGCAAAGAAGUGUUUUCUCAAAAAGAGGCAGGCCAAAGCUUAGUUAUACAUAAAUCUGAAGUGGAAAAGUUGGGUGCUAUUAUUGAUGAGCUUCGCCAUGAUAGAAUCAGUCGUGCAGUAAAAUUACCCGAUGUUGCUCCAUCAGUAUCUAAGCAUGAAGCAGAUGCCAAUAGCGACACAAUCCGCGAAUUGGAGAAACUGCUCCACGCAAAAGACAUAUCGUAUGCAGAACUUCAGAAGCAGUUGAAAGAAAUUUCCAAUAGUGCACAUGAAGAAAAGUCUAAUUUGGAGGAUAGAGUAUCUGGGCUAAUGCUAAAAUUGGAACAAAAGGAGCAGCUCAUCAUGGAAAAAAACAAUAAAUUAGAAACCAAUCAAAAAGAGAUUGAGGAGCUGCAGGCCAAAGAAACUAUUUUGCCAUCAGUAAAUUCAUCUGAAGAAGUUAAACUAUUAGAAGCUGGCAUCGAGCAACGAAAUGCCAAGAUUCAUAACCUAACACAUGCAGUACGAAAAUUGAAAGAACAGAUGAUGCAGGCUGCUAAAAGUCUUGCUGAGACUACCAUUCGACAGACCAAUGAAAGCAAUGCAUUUCAAGAAAAGCUCGAGACCAAGACACGUCAUCUUACUAGCAAAAUCAUAGAACUGGAAUCAAAAGUCAAACAAUUGAUGAGUAUUAUUGGGUCCCAUAAGCAAGAAGAUGCAAAUGUAUUAAAUGAUAUGCGUCCUAACAAGGAAAAGGAGAUUUCUACCAAAUCUGCCGAAAACUUCAGACUAAAAAAGGCUCUUGCUGAAACAAAAACCUUCACUUCAAAUGCACUGUAUAAUGAAAUUCAAAUACCAUCACUUCCACCGCUGGUUGAAAAAAGUGCAAAAAUAGCCAGUACAAGUGUACAAACGACAUCUGCACAUUCCACUCAUGUCGCCGAAACUUUCAGAGAUGUAUGGGAAAUAGAAAAGCGAUAUACUCGACAGGUAGAAGCACUCAAAAAAAGGCUAUCUGAAAAGACUGUUUUAAGUGAAGAACUUGGAAAGAAUGUUGAAUCGCUUCGACAAUCAUGCAUGCGAUCUGAAAACGAAAGGAUUCGACUUCAAAGCAAGUUGAAUUCAAUGACUCGGCACUUUCAAAAUAUUAAACUGCCGAAUAGACAAAAGCAUUGUGAUAUUGAAAUGAAACCAAACCAAGACCUUCCAGUAUUUAAACCCAGUACUAGCACUGAUGCAAAAGAAACCAUUUCCAAGCUUAAAUCUGACAUGGAUUUAAAAGAGAAAACCAUUUUAGAUUUACAAGAAAAACUCAAAUUAGCAGUACAAGUAAAUGAACAGUCACCCAUUCAGCAUUUUGAUAGCAGUAUAGAUCCAAACUUGCAAAUCAAAACUCUUUCGGAAAAACUUGCUCAUGCCGAGCACGAGUUGAGCAUGAUUAGAAAGUCGCAGUCGAGUGUCGAGUUUGAGUAUCAGCAAUCGGUAUCUGAAAAAACGCGAGCCUUGGAAAAGAUCACAUUGCUUGAACAGAAAUUGCAGUUUCAUAAUCUAACAGCGGUAGACUCUGCAGGUACUAGUGCAAAAACAAAAUCACUCUGUUCCAAGUCAGUGGAUGAAUUAGUUGCUAUCAUGGAUCACUUGACGCAGGCUGUUGAUAAGCUCACACACGAAAACGAGAAUCUGCGCUCAGGCACUUUAUCACAAGUCAAAUACAGUGCACUGUUUGAAAAAAACAAAAAACUUCAGAAUCAGCUCACUGAAUUAAACCUAAAGCUACAGCAUUCAGAUACCGCAGUGAGCAAAAUUUCUCGUAUUGAGGAAGAGAAUCUCAAAUAUCGGAAACUAUUACGGCGUGAAAUAGAUCGCAACAAGAAAAGUAGUGCAACAAUCCAAGAAUUGAUACAAUCCAAGGAGCAGCUUGUUAUUGAAAUAAUUGGGCUUCAAAAAUCUGUUGGCGGGAAAGAUGCUUUUGAAAGCAGUUUAGAAGAUUCAGCAGAGCUCAAACGCCGUAUUUUGGAUUUAGUGGAAAUGUGGACAGCACGAGCUACCAAGUUAUCAGAAAAGAUUGCUCAACGCGACCUUGGAUUAUCAACUACUGGCAUAUGUGUUGGAAUAUGCAACAACUCGGAGUGUAAUGCUCGCAUUACUCUUCUUGAAAUGACAGCACGAGAUUUAAAAGCUCAAGUACAGAAAUGCGCGGACACGUCGUCAGUUUAUCAAGAGUUGGAAGAUCUCAAGUUCAACUACAAGGAAUGCAUGCGAUUGAAUGUCAAAUAUGAGGCACAACUUCAAGGCAGCUUGGAGUCUGCCAGUUAA
Messenger RNA from Batrachochytrium dendrobatidis JAM81, 7329 nucleotides. RefSeq lists its product as uncharacterized. The record is from RefSeq and is a predicted model, not a curated record. Gene Ontology annotation, molecular function: structural constituent of ribosome. Gene Ontology annotation, cellular component: ribosome. Bases 1 to 7329 code for a protein of 2442 amino acids. Gene Ontology annotation, biological process: translation. The transcript has 48 exons. Lineage: Eukaryota; Fungi; Chytridiomycota; Chytridiomycetes; Rhizophydiales.